AAAAUGGCGCUGACGCAGGGGACCAAGCGGAAAGUCUGCUACUACUACGAUGGUGAUGUUGGAAACUACUAUUAUGGCCAAGGACAUCCUAUGAAACCCCAUAGGAUCCGGAUGACCCACAACCUGCUGCUGAACUAUGGCCUCUACAGGAAGAUGGAGAUAUAUCGCCCUCACAAGGCAAAUGCAGAAGAAAUGACCAAGUACCACAGUGAUGACUACAUAAAAUUUCUGAGGUCUAUUCGCCCAGAUAACAUGUCUGAGUACAGCAAGCAGAUGCAAAGAUUUAACGUUGGCGAAGACUGCCCUGUGUUUGAUGGGUUGUUUGAGUUCUGUCAGCUCUCUGCUGGAGGCUCAGUUGCCAGUGCGGUGAAGCUGAACAAGCAACAGACAGAUAUUGCUGUGAAUUGGGCAGGAGGUCUUCACCACGCUAAGAAGUCAGAGGCUUCUGGCUUCUGUUAUGUCAACGAUAUUGUCUUAGCUAUCUUGGAGCUCCUAAAGUAUCACCAGAGAGUGCUGUAUAUUGACAUUGAUAUUCACCAUGGAGAUGGCGUGGAGGAAGCCUUUUAUACCACAGACCGCGUUAUGACCGUGUCCUUUCAUAAGUACGGAGAAUACUUCCCAGGAACAGGGGACCUACGGGAUAUUGGUGCAGGCAAAGGCAAGUACUACGCUGUCAACUAUCCCCUCCGGGAUGGAAUUGAUGAUGAGUCCUAUGAAGCAAUAUUCAAGCCGGUGAUAUCUAAAGUGAUGGAGACGUUCCAGCCUAGCGCAGUUGUCUUGCAGUGCGGGUCAGAUUCUCUGUCAGGGGACAGGCUGGGUUGUUUUAAUCUGACCAUCAAAGGUCAUGCCAAGUGUGUGGAGUUUGUAAAAAGUUUUAAUUUGCCUAUGCUGAUGCUGGGAGGAGGUGGCUAUACGAUCCGCAACGUGGCUAGAUGCUGGACCUAUGAGACCGCUGUGGCUUUGGACACUGAAAUUCCCAAUGAACUUCCAUAUAAUGACUAUUUUGAGUACUUUGGACCAGACUUUAAGCUCCACAUCAGUCCCUCGAACAUGACUAACCAGAAUACCAAUGAGUAUCUCGAGAAGAUCAAGCAACGUCUCUUUGAGAAUCUGCGCAUGCUGCCUCAUGCCCCUGGCGUCCAGAUGCAGCCAAUUCCUGAGGAUGCUGUUCAGGAAGACAGUGGAGAUGAAGAGGAAGAAGAUCCUGAGAAACGCAUUUCAAUCCGCAAUUCUGAUAAAAGAAUAUCAUGUGAUGAAGAAUUCUCUGACUCUGAAGAUGAAGGGGAAGGAGGGCGCAAAAAUGUUGCCAACUUUAAGAAAGCUAAGCGUGUGAAAACAGAAGAGGAAAAGGAGGAAGAGGAGAAGAAAGAUGAGAAAGAAGAGGAGAAAGCAAAAGAGGAGAAAGCAGAACCCAAAGGGGUGAAGGAAGAGACAAAAUCCACCUAAGAUGGCUGCAGCUGGACAAUACCUGUCAGUGCGUAGUUGUCAUAGGUUAGCUUCUCUGGUUGCCUCCCAUUCCACAGGAUUUAUAUUUUAUAUAUGUUUCUGUAUAUAUUUCUAUAUAAAUAUAUAAAUGACUUGAGAACUGUAAAUUAU
Gavia stellata (red-throated loon) is the source of this 1596-nucleotide messenger RNA. It is a transcript of the gene HDAC1, whose product is annotated as histone deacetylase 1. The transcript has 14 exons. The coding region runs from base 4 to 1446 and encodes 480 amino acids. Gene Ontology annotation, molecular function: histone deacetylase activity. The record is from RefSeq and is a predicted model, not a curated record. Lineage: Eukaryota; Metazoa; Chordata; Aves; Gaviiformes; Gaviidae.